Erigeron canadensis is the source of this 1648-nucleotide messenger RNA. Its product is annotated as probable xyloglucan galactosyltransferase GT19. The record is from RefSeq and is a predicted model, not a curated record. Bases 61 to 1377 code for a protein of 438 amino acids. The transcript has a single exon. NCBI's taxonomy places the organism in Eukaryota, Viridiplantae, Streptophyta, Magnoliopsida, Asterales, Asteraceae. Gene Ontology annotation, molecular function: glycosyltransferase activity.
UAACAUAAAUGUAAGGCCAAAUAUUCUCACCAUCACAUUCUCUCAAAUCACAAAACCACCAUGCCACCACCACAAUCAACCAUAACCACCACCGUCAUCAUCCUGCUAAUCCUGAUCCUAACCACCCUCCCAUCCUCAACCCACACCCAAUCCACCGAUCUAGAUUCCGACUGUACAAACAAAUGGAUCCACAUCCGCCACCUCCCACCAUCAUUCAACCACCACAUCUUAACCAACUGUUCCGCCACUCACCACCCAUUCUCCACCACUUUCUGCCCUUUCACCACCAACCAUGGCCUUGGCUCUAAAACCCACAACCAAUCACAUUCUUGGUUCCGAACUGACCCAUCUUUAUUAGAACUCUUUUUCCACCGCCGUAUGCUUGAAUACCCAUGUCUCACCGCCGACCCCACCUCCGCCGACGCCGUCUAUCUUCCGUAUUACGCCGCCCUUGACUCCCUUCAUUAUCUGCACGGCCAAGAUUAUAACUUUUCAGCCCAACACGGCCGGAAAUUGGCGAAAUUUAUCAGCAAAGAUUCCCCGGAGAUUUGGGAAAGAAAUAACGGACUUGAUCACUUUCUUGUACUAGCUGGCAGCGCGUGGGAUCACGCGCAACCAGUAGAUAAUGAUCCGAGGUUAUGGGGUACUUCUUUUCUUGAAUUGCCUGAUUUUUAUAAUGUGACUGUGUUAACAUUAGAAUCUAGAGCUUACCCUUUUCAAGAAAUGGCUAUUCCUUAUUUAACUUCAUUUCAUCCGCCUAAUUUAGCGCUUUUCGAUUCGUGGGUGAAAAGAGUUAGGAGGUCUAAAAGGACUACUUUGAUGUUGUUUGCUGGUGGUGGUGGGAUCUCGAGUACUCCGAAUGUGAGGAGAAGUAUUAGGCUAGAAUGCGAAAACAAUACUAAGUUGUGUGAGUUUGUUGAUUGUUCAAAUGGGAUUUGUGAACAUGAUCCUAUUAAGUUUAUGAAACCAAUGUUGCAUGCUAGUUUUUGUUUGCAGCCUCCUGGGGAUACACCAACUAGGCGUUCGACGUUUGACAGUAUUUUGGCAGGGUGUAUACCGGUGUUUUUUGAGGACUUAUCGGCGAAAAAGCAGUAUAAGUGGCAUUUACCGGAAGAUAGGUAUGAGGAGUUUUCAGUUAUGAUUCCGAAAGAGGAUGUGGUGUUUAAAGGGGUGAGUGUGCUUGAGGUUUUGAAGGGGAUUUCGAGAAGUGAGGUGAGGAAAAUGAGGGAAAGAUUGAUUGAAAUGAUUCCAAGAAUUGUUUAUAGGAAACAUGGGAGUUCUUUGGGUUUGAGGACUAAAAAAGAUGCAUUUGAUAUUGCUAUUGAAGGUACACUUCAAAGGAUUAAAGCUAGACUUGAAGGUGUUAGUGAUCUGUGAAAGAGAUUAUAGAGUUCUGUUUUGUAAUUUAAACUGUUUAUCUUCAUCAUACAGAGUCGAUACAAUUUGUAGAAAGAUUCACCUUAAAACGAUGUCUCAUAGACACGUUUGUAACCGAGGUCUUUAUAGAAAAGUCUCUAUUUCUGGGUAGAGACGUGACUAUUGAUAUCUCACAUUUCUGUAUAAUGAAAUUGGGCAUCAUUGUUGUUGUUUAUCUGAAGCUUGGAUGUUUUUAUCUUCCAUAUAAUAAGUAAUUUCCAUCUGUUUAUUA